AAUAAUUGACUUGAGAAGUGACGCAGUCAUCUGACGCUAACAACUCCUCCCACACCACCACGGGUUUGAGAACAGUAGUGUGGGGAGUCAGAUUCUUCCAAACCAUGUCUUACGUGCUGUUUAUUCUUUUGAGCCUGGUAAUCAUUCUCGUCGCCCUCCUUUACUUCCUGGGCGCUUUGAGAAGGAGGGGACCGAACGAGCCGCCUCUGGAUACCGGCUACCUGCCAUGGUUCGGCCACGUCCUGUCAUUCCGAAGGCACACAGAGCAAUUCCUGCAGGAGAUGCAGAAAAAGUAUGGGGAUAUCUUCACAGUCCAGCUAGCCGGCUGUUACAUUACAUUCCUGAUGGACCCGAUAUCCUACGGAGCCGUGAUGAAGGCGUCGAGAUCGAAAUUAGACUUUGAAAAGUUUGCAAUUGAGUUGGUUGCAAGGGUAUUCGGUUAUCACGCCCAACAAAAUGACCAUAAGCUGCUGGGGGCAAUAAGUAACAAACACCUCAUGGGGGACGGUUUGGUUGUUCUGACCCAAGCCAUGAUGAUAAAUCUACAGAAACUGAUGCUUCACAGGACUGCGGACUGUACCAGAGAAUGGAAGCAAGAUGGACUGUUUAAUUACUGCUACAAUAUAGUAUUCAGGGCGGGCUACCUCUCUCUGUUCGGUAACGAACCAACCAAGGGAGAUCAGGACCGUGCUAAUAAACUGGACCGAGAAAACUCGGAACAACUCUACUACGAGUUCCGGAAAUACGACCGACUGUUUCCCAGGCUCGCUUACGCUGUACUCCCGCCCAAGGAGAAGCUGGAAGCCGAGAGGCUUAAGAGGCUGUUCUGGAGCUUACUCUCUGUGCAGAAAGUGAGAAACCGGGAACAAAUCAGCGGCUGGGUGUCGGUGCGCCAGCGCCAGAUGGAUGAACAAGGAGUUCAGUUGGAUAUGCAGAGCCGCUACAUGUUCCUGCUGCUCUGGGCGUCUCAGGGAAACACCGGUCCCUCGGCUUUCUGGCUCCUCUUAAGCCUUUGCCGUAGUCCCAAAGCCUUGAACGCGGUGCGAGCCGAAGUGGACGAGCUGCUGGCGCAGACCGGCCAGCGAGCGACGGCGGACGGACCACUGGUCAACCUGACCCGGGAUAUGCUGCAGAAGACUCCGGUGCUGGACAGUGCCGUGGAGGAGAGCCUGCGUAUGUACGCCGCUCCUCUACUGUCCAGGGCCGUGGUGGAGGACUUUGAGCUGUCCAUGCCUGACGGCCGGCGUUACUUGCUGCGGAAAGGGGACCGGGUGGCUGUUUUCCCUCACCUUUCGCCACAGAUGGACCAGGAAGUGCAUCCGCGGCCGCACUCCUUCCAGUUCGACCGGUUCCUCAACGCGGACGGGACAAAGAAGACGGACUUCUACAAGAAGGGCCAGAAGCUGAAGUAUUACAACAUGCCGUGGGGGGCUGGCGCCAGUAUGUGUCCCGGUCGCUUUUUCGCCACCAACGAACUAAAGCAGUUUGUUUUCCUCAUGCUCUGCUACUUCGACUUCGAGCUGGUGAACGCCGAGGAAGAUAUACCGCCCGUUGACAAUAAUCGCUGGGGCCUUGGCAUAAUACACCCUGCUUACGAUGUCCAGUUCAGAUACCGCUUCAGGUUUUAGCAGCUUGUUACUUUUUUUUCCCCUAAACGCAUACACCCGUUCUAUUUACCCAGGUUAACACAUAAAACUCAAAACCACUAAUCACUGGUAGUUUAAAAAUGAUUGAUAAACUUCUGAAUAUGAGGGGAAUCAAUGGGUAGUGAAAUAAGAUAUACAUACCUAUUGGCUGCUGGAUGUUCCGGGGUUUCGAUGUUUCAAAAGGGACAAGCGAGGGAGGUAAAAGCGGUAUUGCUAAUCAGGGAUAAUAUCACAGCUGCAGAGAGGAGUGAGUUCUGGAGGGAUUGUCUACUGAAUCUGUGUGGGUGGAAGUCAGAAACGGGUAGAGAUAGAGAGCACUCUUCAAAGUUGCUGGUGAACGCAGCAGGCCAGGCAGCAUCUCUAGGAAGAGGUACAGUCGACGUUUCAGGCCGACUCCCUUCGUCAGGACGAGACCCUUCGUCAGGAUGUGUGUUGCUUGAAUUUCCAGCAUCUGCAGAAUUCCUGUUGUUUAGGGAGCACUCUAUUAAGAGUAUUCUAUAAACUAAUAGCAACAGAGACGCUGAUAGGCAGAUUGGGGCACACACAUAAUAAGGUUGUUAUCUUCCCUAAUAUUGAUUGGCACCUCCUUAAUGCAAAAGUUGUAGAUAGGACAGAAUUUGUUAGCCGUAUAGUCAAGCCACUAGAGGAGAUGCCCUACUGGAUCUGGCACUAGGCAAUAACUUGGUUUGAUGUCAGAUCUCUCUGUAGGUGAUGUGACGACAAACCAAGUUAUCGGAAGAUUGAUGCUGAUGAGAGAGAUAAGAGAGACAAAUGGAGAAACGUUCAAAAUGUUAAUGAGAGAGGAGAGAGAUAACGAAAAGAGACACAAUUCCGAGUAUUGACAGACCGGUUGCUUUGAACCUGAACUGUUUGAAGUUUGAUGGACAGGCGAUACCCCAGCAGGGAGAUAAAUAGAACAGGUUCACUAAGGCAUGACACACCAUGAGAUCACAAGAUAAUGAGACCCUGGAAGAGCGGUGUGCCCCCACAGGUUGGUGGGAGUUUGGAGGUCUGGUCGCGGGAACCGACCAUAGACGCACAGGGUGAAAGGGUACGAUCGGCGGGAACCUGGUGUGUGUGUCCGCCCUUGCCUGGGUGCCGGGUUCACCGCGGAAGAAUGGUUGUAUCCGGAGCAGAGGGGUCACAGUCGGUGACCACAGAAGACAUAAAAAAGGGUCCACCCAAAAGCCAACUGCGAAGAACAUCUGCUGAAUCAGAUUUGCAUAUCUCUGUCUCUCUCUCUCCAAUGGCACAACAGCGAUUACUGCGAACUGUACUAAGCUGAACUGAACUCUGCGUCACUUGAGACUGAUCAUUUUACCCCUAGACUGCGAUAGAGCUUGGUUGAUUCCUAUUACCCUAGUUCUGUGUACAUGUGUGUUUUAUCAUUGCUAACCUGUUGCAUUUAUAUCCUUACGCUUAGAGUACUGUGUUACUUAUUUCUUUAAUAAAAAACUUUAUUAGCUUCUGUUAAACCAGACUCCAACUAAAUGGUCCAUCUCUGCUGGUUUGGCAACCCAGUUACGGGGUACGUAACAUAAGUGGGGAUCUCGUCCGCGAUUUUGAACACCAAAUUUGGGACUGGGUAAAUUGAUUGGGUUAAAAUUACCGAAAGAAAGAAAGGGCAAACAGCAGAAAUGGAGAUUGAGGAAUUUCUAAAGGCGCCAACCUUGGAGGCAUUAGAGGAUGCCAGGAAAUCAGAAUUGGCAACUGUGGCCAAACGGUUGAAUCCUUUUAAGGGGAAGUUGAGAAUGAGGAGAGCGGAGAUGCACAGAGCUAUCAUAGAGCAUUAUGUAUCUAAAGGUGUGUUUCCCCAAGGGGAGCUGGAGGUGGUAUCUAUGGGCAAACCUGGUGGAGAAGCAGUACAGCUGCAAAUGGAAAAAUUGAGACUCGAGCACAAGUUCCAGGUAAAACAGCUGGAAUGAGAAGAGAGGGACAGGCAGCUGGACCGAGAAGAGAGGGACCGGCAGUCAGAACGAGAAGAGAGAGAGAAACAGAGGGAAAGGGAAUUUGAGCUGGAGAAGUUAAGGAUGACACUAGUGCAGGGACCCAUGCCGAACCAAGGUGGAGGGUUCAGGGCGACCCAGCAGGUUAGGCUGGUUCCCCCAUUUGAGGAGGCCGAUGUUGAUCGGUACUUUCUACAUUUUGAAAAAGUCGCUGCAAGCCAGGACUGGCCAAGGGAUAAAUGGGCUGUUUUGCUUCAGAGUGUACUAAAAGGAAAAGCUCAACAAGCUUACUCGGCAUUGUCCGCAGAAGAUGCCCAGAGGUAUGAUGUGGUGAAAGAGGCGAUACUCAGGAUUUAUGAGUUGGUCCCGGAGGCAUACCGGCAGAGGUUCCGGAAUGCGAGGAAGCAGUGGGGCCGCACAUAUUUAGAGUUUGCCCGUAAGAUGCAGAUGUAUUGUGAGCGUUGGUGUGCCUCAAAAGGGGUCAAUGGGGAUUAUGACAGACUGCUACAGCUAAUACUGAUUGAGCAGUUUAAAGGUUGUGUCCCUGAAGGUAUGAGGCCCUAUCUUGAUGAGAAAAAGGCAGAAACCUUAGCCGCAACUGCUAGGUUAGCUGAUGAAUAACACGUUAACGCACAAAGCGAAGUUUACCCUGAGUAAAAGCUCCCAGAAGGGUAGUCAAGAGGGCGGAGAGAGUCUGCCAGAAAAGUCAGAAAGUAAGCUGGGGACUAGUGAGAAGGAUAAGGAAGACUGGGAGCAGUUUGGUAGGAAGGUUCCUGGGGUAGUAUGCUAUAAUUGUGGGAAAGCCGGACACUUUGCGUCCAGGUGCUUUGCCCCAAAGAAGGAGAUGGGGAAAGGAAAAACGAUGGUUCCGACUGGCUGUUGAGCUGGCAAACAAACCGCUAGGGGAGAAGAGGUCUGAUAAAGUUCAGGAAGGGUGCGAGAAGUUUAUCUCAGCCGGAUUGGUGUCGGUGAAGGAGGGGUUAAACCCGGUUCCAGUAUGGAUCUGCAGAGACACUGGAGCUUGUCAGUCAUUGAUCUUAAAGAGUGUGUUAGACUUUAGUUCAGAGACCCAGACUGGGGAGAGCAGGGUGAUAAAAGGCAUUGGGAAAGGGACUGAAGCAGUACCUUUGCACCAGAUACAUCUAAAGAGCAACUUGAUCUCCGGACCGGUCACGAUCGGGGUGAUGCCCGAAUUACCGAUGGUAGACGUGGAGGUCUUACUCGGUAAUGACCUCGCCGGCGGAAAUGUGUUCUCAGCAGUAAAACUGACAAGCCAGCCUGCCAGCAUUGAGGCCCCGCCCAUGGACUCACAGGUUUAUCCCGUUUGCGCAAUGACUUGGCGCAUGUCCAGAAAGGCUGCCAAAGCGAAUGUAGAUUUAGCUGAGAUGUUUUUACCAGCCUCGUACCAGGAGGGGUUAGAAAGUGAGAAGAAGGGAUGUAGUGAAACAGAAGCUGGGGUAGACUUAUCAUUAGCAAGGAAGGAAUUUAUACAGGCACAGGAGCGAGACAAGGAGCUGAUGGUUUUGACGAAGACAGCUCUCUCCGAAGCAGAAUUAAAAAGGGAGCCAGUGGGCUAUUAUGUGAAGGAGGGAGUACUAAGGAGGAAAUGGAGACCAAGUACCGUGCCCGCAGAUGAGGAAUGGGGGUGGUGCUGAAAAUUUAUGGGGAUGAGAUUCUUAAUCUGGCCCACAAGAUACUCCACAGUGGACAUUUUGGGGUCAGGAAGACAGUGGAUAGAAUCAUGAAAGAGUCUUACUGGCUGCACAGGAGGAAGGAUGCUAUUGACUAUUGUAGACGUGAGCUAACACACUUACAGGCUAUUGAUAUGCUAACAGCUUGCCACGAUAGGUGUGCGAACCUAGUUGGUGUUAUCACAAAAAUUAAUGAGGCUAGGGUGCCACCUGAUAAGGGGAAAACCCAUUUUGAAAAGAUAAGUAUGGUGCCGACCAGAUGGGAGAACUCUAUUGUUUUGGCCAACUUUGCUGAUGAGUUCUCUCACUUAACCCCCGAACAGAGUGAGUCGCUGAGAAAGAUAAUUAACCGGCAUGCACACGUAUGUCCGGAUGUCCCGAGGCGAUGCAAAGAGCCGGGACAUGGUGUUGUUUUCACAUCAGGUCAGCCUAGUAAGCAACACCCCUAUAGGAUGAUUAAUUCAGUGACAAAAGGGCUAAAGAAUGCAGAAGUGUAUAUUGGAGAUUUAGUGGUCUGGAGUGACAUGUGGGAGGGGCACAUUGUGGUAGUAGAGGAGCUGUUUAAAAAGCUGUUUGAAGCCAGCCUGACAGUGAACUCGCAAAAAGUGAAUUCAGCCACGCGAAGGUCACUUGUAUGGGAUUUGUGGUAGGACAGGGGCAUCUGGCACCGAUGCAGGCUAAGGUGCGGGCUAUCUCUGAAGUCCCCACCCCGACAGACAAGAGAGCCCUGAGAAGGUUCUUGGGGAUGGUGGGGUACUACUGGAAAUUUUGCAAAAACUCUGCGGAUAUUACCCUCCCUCUUACUAAGCUCUUGCUAAAGAAUGCUAAGUUUGUGUGGGACGACCUUUGUUAUAUUCGUCCGGGAUGGAAACCACUGAGAAUUUAUACUGAUCACAACCCAUUAGUGUUUUUGGCCACUAUGAAGGAUAAAAACAAAAGGUUGCUAAGUUGGAGCCUGGUCUUAGAGGAUAUUAAAAUAACACAUAUAAAAGGAACGGAAAAUGUGAUUGCUGACUGUCUGUCAAGGUGUUGAUAACUUAAAGUUCUCUGUAUUAGCCGAAUAGCUAUGACCCUGUAUAUUAGUGUGUAUCUAAUAAUGUAUUCAUGCCUAUAAUUUUUACCCCGGUAAAAAUCCUUUGAAGGAUGGGGGUGUGACGACAAACCUAGUUAUCAGAAGUUUGAUGCUGAUGAGAGAGAUAAGAGAGACAAAUGGAGAAACGUUCAAAAUGUUAAUGAGAGAGGAGAGAGAUAACGAAAAGAGACACAGUUCAGAGUAUUGACAGACCGGUUGCUUUGAACCUGAACUGUUUGAAGUUUGAUGGACAGGCGAUACCCCAGCAGGGGGAUAAAAAGAACAGGUUCGCUAAGGCAUGACACACCACGAGAUCACGAGAUAACGAGACCCUGGAAGAGUGGUGUGCCCCCACAAGUUGGUGGAAGUUCGGAGGUCUGGUCGUGGGAACCGAUCGUAGAUGCACAGGGUGAAAGGGUAUGAUCGGCGGGAACCUGGCGUGUGUGUCCGCCCUUACCUGGGUGCUGGGUUUACCGCGGAAGAACGGUCGUAUCCGGAGCGGAGGGGUCACAGUCGGUGACCACAGAAGACAUAAAAAAGGGUCCGCCCAAAAGCCAACUGCGAAGAACAUCUGCUGAAUCAGAUUUGCAUAUCUCUCUCUCUCCCUCCAACGGCACAACAGCGGUUACUGCGAACUGUACUAAGCUGAACUGAACUCUGUGUCACUUGAGACUGAUCAUUUUACCCCUAGACUGCGAUAGAGCUUGGUUGAUUCCUAUUACCCUAGUUCUGUGUACAUGUGUGUUUUACCAUUGCUAACCUGUUGCAUUUAUAUCCUUAUGCUUAGAGUACUGUGUUACUUAUUUCUUUAAUAAAAACUUUAUUAGCUUCUGUUAAACCAGACUCUAACUAAGUGGCCCAUUUCUGCUGGUUUGGCAACCCAGUUACGGGGUACGUAACAGUGAGAAUUUUGGAAAUUGGGACCAUGACUUCCUGGUCUUUAUGAUAGCCUUGGAGAUGGAUAGAAGCAAAUGGUAUAGGAAAGUAUUUAAUUGGGGGAGGGAAAAUUAUGAUGCUAUUAGGCAAGAACAUAGGAUCAGAAAUUGGGAACAGAUGUACUCAGGGAAACAGAAAUAUGGAGGUUGUUUAGGGAGCAAUUUAACGGGGUUCUGAAUAGGUUUGUCCCAUUAAGGCAGGGAAAGGACCCUACAGCAAAGGAACCAUGGUUGAUAAGAAAUGUGAAACAUCCAGUCAUCAGGAGGAAGAAAGUAGCAUACUUAAGGUUUAUGAGGCAAGAAUGAGACAGGGCUCUAAGAAAUUACAAGAUAGCCAAGGAGGUGCUGAAGAACAGGACAUCAGAAGACUUUGGUGAGUAGGAUUAAGGAAAACUCCAAGGUGCACUACACAUACACAAUGGACAGGAGGAUGACAAGAGUGAGGGUAGGACUGAUCAGGGAUAAAAGAGGAAACAUACCUGGAGCUGGAGGAGGUAGAUAUCCCUUAAUGGAUACUUUGCUUGAGUAUCCACCAAUGAGAGGGACCUUGAUGUUUAUAAGGUCAGUGUAAAACAAGCUAGAAUAUGUUGAUGUUAAGAAAGAGAGUGUGCUGGAAGCUUUGAGAAAUAUUAGGAUAGAUAAGUCCUCAGGGCUGAAUGGGAGGUGAGAGAAGAGAUUCCCACGUCUUUGGUGAUGACAAUUGUGUCCUCACUAGCCACAGGAGUAGUGCCACAAGACUGGAGGAUGGCAAAUGUUAUUAAGGAGGUAGGUAUAAUCCUAGAAAUUAUAGAUUAGUGAAUAUUACGUCAGUGAUGGGCAAACUGUUGGAGAGGAUUAUUAGAGGCAAGAUUUAUGAGCAUUUGGAGAAGCAUGGUCUGAUUAGGGAUAGUCAGCAUUGCUUUGUGAGGGGCAGGUCAUGCUUCACCAACCUGAUUGAAUUCCUUGGGGAAAUGACAAAACAAGCUGAUGAAGGAAGAGGAGUGGAUGUGCUGUAUAUGGAUUUUAGUCAGGCAUUUGACAAAAUUCCCCAAGGUAGGCUCAUUCAGAGAAUCACGAGGAAUGGAAUCCAGGAAAACUCAGUUGCUUGGAUUCAGAAUUUGCAUGCCCACAGAUGAUAGUAGAUGAAACAUAUUCUGCCUGGAGAUUGGUGACCAGUGGUGUUCACAGGGAUUUUUUUCUGGAACCUAUGCUCUUUAUCAUUUUAUGAAUGGCGUGGUUGAGGAAGUGGAACAGUGGGAUGGUAAGUUUGCAGAUACCACGAAGGUUGCAGGUGUUGUGGAGAGUGUAGAAGGCUGUUGUAGACUUCAACGGGACUUUGAUAGGAUGCAGAGCUUGGCUGAGAAGUGGCAGAUGGAGUUCAAUCCAGAAAAGCUUGAGGGUUGAAUUGAAGGCAGAGUAGAGGGUUAAUAGCAGGAUUAUUAGCAGAGGGAUCCAUAGAUCCCUCAAAGUUUCCACACAAGAUAAUAGGAUUUUUAAGAAGGGAGACUGAGUUCAAGAGUCUUAAGGUAAUGUGCAGUAGCUUUUCUCUUUGGAAUGAAGCAGGAUGAGAGGUGACUUGAUAGAAGUGUAUAAAAUGAUAAGAGGCAUAGAUUGAAUGGACAGCUAGAGACUUUUUCAAGGGUGGAAAUGGCUAAUACAAGGGGGCCUAAUUUUAAGGUGAUUGGAGGAAAGUAUAGAGUAGAAGUAGAUUUUAUAUAGGAUGUGUGAAGCACCUAGCCAGGGGUGGUGAUAGAGAUAGAUACAUUAGAGACAUUUAAGAGACUCUCAGAUAGACACAUGAUGAAAGAAAAAUAGAGGGUUAUGUGGGAGGGAAGGGUUAGCUUGAUCUUACAGUGGGGUAAAUGGUUGGUAUAACAUCAUGGGCCAAAGGGAAUAUGGAGUGCCAUGUAAUUUAUGUUUGACCUCAUUGUUGCAGUAGAGAAGGUCGAAAUCCGACAGGUUGGUGAUCGAAUGGGCAGGGGAAUUGCAAUGACAUGCACCCAGAGUACAGGUUCUGUGCAAAAUAGUUGUUUUGUCAGUACUUUGACUCACCAGUGUUGAGAAGGCCAGAUCUAGAGCACCAAGUGCAGAAGAUGAGUUUGGAGCAGGUGCAGAUGAAUCUCUGGCUCAUUUAGAUGGUCCAUUUAGGUCCUCAGGUGGUGGUGAUUGAGGAGCUGGAGAGAUACCACAUAUGGUUGCAAGGGAAAUUUGCUGGAGACUGGGAAGAGUAGCUGAAUGGAUGAGACCAGACAAAGAAAUCAUAGAGAAUCAUCCCUGCAGAAAGCAAAAAAGUGUUGCAGUGAGGAAAAUGUGAUUGGUGAUGGGAUGCCUGAUUAACUAAUAAUUGUACUUGA
Molecule: messenger RNA, 9623 nt
Organism: Mobula hypostoma (lesser devil ray)
Lineage: Eukaryota; Metazoa; Chordata; Chondrichthyes; Myliobatiformes; Myliobatidae
Product: 5-beta-cholestane-3-alpha,7-alpha-diol 12-alpha-hydroxylase-like
Exons: 1
Coding region: 105-1628 (507 amino acids)
Molecular function (GO): iron ion binding; heme binding; sterol 12-alpha-hydroxylase activity
Source: RefSeq, a predicted model, not a curated record